Messenger RNA from Dicrocoelium dendriticum, 720 nucleotides. The record is from the annotation of a GenBank genome assembly. NCBI's taxonomy places the organism in Eukaryota, Metazoa, Platyhelminthes, Trematoda, Plagiorchiida, Dicrocoeliidae.
AUGCGCAGCUGUCAAAACCGUCAACCACAGACACCACCUUAUUAUAAUUUCAAUGUAACCAUGGAAGUUCGGGCAUCAAGGGAUUUCACCCUAACUCUGUCGCGGUGGAUACUCUUACUCUGUAUCGCUAUGCCUAUUUGCACUUGCAAAGACAGAAACAAGGAACUUAUACCUGUGUUCAAAGAGCUCAUUCGAGAACCCAAUGGGGCAAUCUUUAUCCAUCUCUGGCGGCCACAAAAGCAGGAUUGGUGGGACUCAUACGACAUCAUUGAGGUGAAUAAAGGGAAGAUGGUGAGAAGCAUCAGUCUGCAGUCACGACUGGCAUACUGGAAGGAAUCCACUUGUGCAAGCUGUUCCUACAUGGCUCGCUUAUGCAAUCAAACUUUAUGUGCAUACACUUCGGUGCAUACACCAAGCAGCUCGUCCACUGUGGAUAUUCCUGUCAUAAAUAAUGUUGAAGUGGACCCAGUUUCACAGAAAAUGAAAGUGAAUGUCCUACAGAACGUCGGUAUUCUGUCAUAUAUGGCCAUCAGUACCUACCGAGGCAGCGUGGCUGGUUUUGCUCGGUUCAAAAGAUCAGGUGAUUGGAUUCAUCUCCAAGCAGGCACUGGCCAUCAUUUGCAAGUACGAGCGUUCAAUGGUACACACUACAGUGCUUUCUCAACAGAGUGGCCUAUUCCACGUGAGUCGACACUGAGUGGUAUAAAGAAUUUAUUUUAA